UAUUGGGCGGAUUAAUACAUGACGUCACAAGAAGUUAAGGAUCCGUCGGUGUUGAUGUGGGUCGGUGGGUUAGGUUUAGGAUAUGUUUGUCGUCCGAUUCCAUUUUUGAUACCCGAAAGCGAAGUUUUCCAGCAAAGAAGAUGCCCGCCGUGUUUUUAGAUAGGUUACCCCUUCCCAGUUUACAAACUUACAUAGCCAUAAGUGUUUUAUUAUUAUCUUGUUCCGUAUAUUACGCCGUUCAAGUAACGUCGCAACCGAAUUGGAAAUUAAACGUGACGACAGACGAAGAUUCGAAGUUAUUAAAUAGAACAAAAUUGGACGAAUCGAUCGAAAAUAUUAUAUUAAAUAUCGAAGAUUUGGUUCUAAAUCAUCCUUUGGUCAAGAGAUUGAUCGAUGUCGUUUACUUCAUGAUACAAGAGCCCUUGUGUAUAUGGACAUUGAUCAACAUGGCCUAUUGCUGUUUAAUCCUUGUCGGAAAAGUGAUCCAGACGUUGGUGUUUGGAGAACUAAGGGUGUCUGAACAACAGCACAUCAAAGAUAAAUUUUGGAAUUUUAUUUUCUACAAGUUUAUUUUUAUUUUUGGAGUUAUGAAUGUCCAGUUUAUGGGAGAAGUUAUUUUAUGGUGCAGCUGGUUUACUGUAUUGGGCUUCCUACAUCUACUUGCACAACUUUGUAAAGAUAGGUUUGAAUACCUUUCCUUCUCACCAACUACUCCAAAGUGGACACACAUCCGUCUCUUAGCACUUCUCUCCUGUAUAUUAUUAAUCUUCUCCAGUCUUUUUGGAAUUUGUGUCAUGGUUGGAUUUCAUGCAGGAAUUAAUACUUUUGCUUUUAUGGCUACAGAGUGUGCAUUGGUCACACUGAGAACACUAUAUGUAAUUAUUAUUUAUGCCAUUCAUUUAUGGGACAUUAAUCAUGAAGGUGUUUGGGAAAGAAGAGCUACUUACGUUUAUUACACUGAAUUAAUUUUUGAAUUGACUGCUUUAGUAAUUGAUUUUUUCCAUCAUCUUCAUAUGUUGUUGUGGGGAAAUAUAUUCUUAUCAAUGGCAAGUUUAGUUAUAUGUAUGCAGUUGAGAUAUCUUCUCUACGAGAUUAAACGGCGUAUUAAACGUCAUAAAAAUUACUUGAGAGUCGUGAAACACAUGGAAGCAAAGUAAGUUUAUUUUGUGCCAUUGAUUUC
Centruroides sculpturatus (bark scorpion) is the source of this 1180-nucleotide messenger RNA. Its product is annotated as E3 ubiquitin-protein ligase AMFR-like. The coding region runs from base 141 to 1157 and encodes 338 amino acids. Gene Ontology annotation, biological process: ubiquitin-dependent protein catabolic process; endoplasmic reticulum unfolded protein response; protein K48-linked ubiquitination. The record is from RefSeq and is a predicted model, not a curated record. The transcript has 7 exons. Gene Ontology annotation, molecular function: ubiquitin protein ligase activity. NCBI's taxonomy places the organism in Eukaryota, Metazoa, Arthropoda, Arachnida, Scorpiones, Buthidae. Gene Ontology annotation, cellular component: endoplasmic reticulum; cytosol; ubiquitin ligase complex.